Molecule: messenger RNA, 2255 nt
Organism: Orbicella faveolata
Lineage: Eukaryota; Metazoa; Cnidaria; Anthozoa; Scleractinia; Merulinidae
Product: mucin-like protein
Biological process (GO): cell-matrix adhesion
Molecular function (GO): calcium ion binding
Source: RefSeq, a predicted model, not a curated record
AUUAUUUCAGUUCCGGUACUCUGUUUGGAAUGUAUAACCUCCACAGAAAAGCAGGAAAUACAGGUUUGCUGGGAAGACAUUUUUGGAGAAUCGAGAACAGCAAUGUAAAAAAUGCGUUGGAGAAGUGUUUUACGUGGACGAUCCUUCAACAGAAGAUAAACGUUCAUGAAAGGUACAACCAACUAAUACGAUCAGACUGGCAGAUGGCGUGUCCUUGUACUGAAUGGCAAGCGUGGUUAGACUGGGGUAGAUUCUCUUGGGACUGGUGGUAUUCGUGGCCCCAACUGUGCUAUGACUCCAGACGUUCCAAGUUUAUCCCAUAUUCCGAUUCUGCUACAGGAUUAAGAGGUUUUCGGUUACGACAACGAUGUUGUUACUCUACGCAGUGGGAAGACUGGGGAUCACUCAAGGAGGGACCUCCUGACGGUGGUCGCGUCCAAGUAAAGGCAGUUUAUAACUGGUUCAGUGAGGCGAAUGAGAUGGAAAAGGUUUACACGGACGAGGAGGCCUAUAAACACUGCUGCGUUGACACACCUUUGUGUGAUUUGUUUUAUUUCUAUCGUCCGUCUGAUAGCUGCUCACUUUACAGACCUCCACGAAGGCGUUGGUUCUGGGGUGAUCCUCACUUCAAGACUCUGGAUGGUGGGAAUUACACGUUCAAUGGACUUGAGGAAUACGUCAUGAUUGAUGCACAAAAUGGAGCAUUCCAGCUACAGGCCAGAACAAAAGCUGCGCAAGGAAAUCUAACAACCGCCACUAUUUUCUCAGCCGGCGCAGCUAAAGAAGAAAAUACGAGCACCAUCGAAGUCCGAGUGAAGGAAGGCGGUGGAAUCGAUAUUCUGAUAGACCAAGUAAACUACGAAGACUACGACAAGCUGACAAACCAAAGUGUAGAAGUUGGUAGAAACCUUUCUGUCUCAAAAUCGGAAGAAAACUGUUUGCAGGUUUCUUUCCCGUCAACAAUGUCGGUGAAUUUCUGUGAGAAAAAGGAGAUGCUGUCGUUCGUCGUAACUCCAGCAGACGUUUACAAGAAUACCACCAAAGGCUUGCUGGGAACGUGGAACGAUGACCCGGAUGACGACUUUACAUUGCCUAAUGGAUCAGUUUUGCCAUCAUCGUUAUCUUUAAAGGAGAUUCAUUUCAAGUUUGGUGUAAAAUGGCAAAUCAACCAAUCCCAGUCACUCUUCACCUAUGCUCAAAAUGAAAGCGUGGAUACCUUUAAAAACACUGAUUUCGUUCCCAUGUUUGCGGAUAACAUCACAUGGCAUAACGACAGUUUAAGAGAAAAAGCUGAAGGAGAAUGUGGUGAAGAUCGCGAAUGCCUGUUUGACGCGGCCUCUACGAAUGACCUGUCUGUUGGCAUGGUAACGAAGGGCAUAAACGUUCAGUUGGUUAACGAAUCGAACAAACUGGACAACUUCCCACCCAAGAUAUUAACCGAAUCAAAUGUGAUAAAUGCCACACUUCAUGAAACAGUUGAGUUGAAUAUCACUGCUGUGGAUAGCGAUACAAUAACAUUUCGAGUGAUUAACGAGCCUGCUGGAGCCACAGUGAGCCAAAUUGGAAACGAGUUGUACUUUACAUGGAAUGUUACCUCGUCACAAAAGUUCAAUCUAUCAUUCGUUGCUACUGAUGACAAAGGCGCAAGUGCCACCUGGAGUCCAACAAUUAACAUGUGCGCCUGCAACCACGGCGGUCAGUGUGUGCAACCAGAAGAAGGUGACAAUGUCAACACUGACAGCAAGUUUGUAUACAUGGGUUGCGCAUGUCAAGGGGGAUACACAGGAAGAUUCUGUGACAGUGACAUUGACGCCUGCGAGAGUAAUGGUCAGCCGUGCUAUACAGGAGUUGAGUGCAUUGAUCUUCCACCGCCAGCCAAUGCCAGUGGGUAUAAAUGUGGACCCUGUCCAUCAGGAUAUACUGGAAAUGGCGCUCACUGUGUAGACUUUGACGAGUGUCAAAAUAAUUUGUCGAACAGCUGUGAACAACUUUGUGUAAAUCUGCCAGCUUCUUUCUUCUGUGAUUGUCGCGACGGAUACACACUGAAUGCUGAUGGCCGCAGCUGUGAUGAUAUUAAUGAAUGCGAACCUUCAAAUGACUGCAUGCAGAAGUGCACCAACAGUAUAGGAAGCUACAAUUGUUCAUGUAACGAGUUCUUCAAACCUGAUCCUACUGAUUGGAGAAAGUGUUCAGGUAAGUUUUUUUGGUUUGUUUUUUCCUCGUCGGAGAGUGAUCUAUAAUCUCUACAUCAAACG